This is a messenger RNA of Exophiala aquamarina CBS 119918, 867 nucleotides long. RefSeq lists its product as uncharacterized. Bases 1 to 867 code for a protein of 288 amino acids. NCBI's taxonomy places the organism in Eukaryota, Fungi, Ascomycota, Eurotiomycetes, Chaetothyriales, Herpotrichiellaceae. The record is from RefSeq and is a predicted model, not a curated record. Gene Ontology annotation, molecular function: endonuclease activity; nucleic acid binding. Gene Ontology annotation, biological process: DNA catabolic process. The transcript has a single exon.
AUGCUUACCAGAGUGAUUCUAGCAGCAAUCCUACUUUCUGGCUCCUCGAGCAAGGUCGCUUAUGGUUGGGGUACUCUCGGCCACGAGACGAUCGCUUGGAUAGCGCAAUCAUACGUUGCCUCCGCCACAGAAACGGCAAUACGGGCUGCCUUGGAUUCUAAUACGGCCGACUACAUGGCGAACGUGUCAACUUGGGCGGACUCUUAUCGUUACACCAGUGCUGGUGGAUGGUCUAGAUCUCUUCACUAUAUUGACGCCAAUGACAGCCCCCCUACUACAUGCUCGGUGGACUAUGAGCGAGACUGUGGCAAUUCCGGUUGUAGUGUCAGUGCCAUUGUCAACUAUACCUCAAUUUUAUUGGACGGUAAUACGAGCGAGCCGCUCAAGAAGGAUGCUGUCAGGUUCCUGAUCCAUUUCAUUGGCGACCUCCACCAACCACUGCACGACGAGGGCCUAGAAGAAGGCGGGAACGGCAUCAAUGUAACCUACGAUGGAGACGAGACCAAUCUACACCACAUCUGGGAUACGGAAAUAGUCGAGCAACUAGCGGCUGGGGCUGACGCCGAGGCAUUCGCCAAAACCCUGACGGCAUCGAUCAAGGCUGGAGAGUACGGUUGGGACAGCGAUUCGUGGCUCCAGGGAGCAGGCCUGAACGACACACUCGCGACAGCCAUGAUUUGGGCCAGUGAGGCCAACGGUUACGUGUGUAGCGAGGUCUUGAACGGAGGCGUCGAUGCGGUGGAAAAUGAAGAUCUGAGUGGAAGUUAUUACGCUGCACACUUUGAUGUGGCUCGCAUUCAGCUGGCGCGUGCGGGAUUCCGCUUGGGCGCGUGGUUGAAUCUCAUCGUUACUGGAAAGGAGCAGUAA